ACAGCAAAGCCCACGACACUUUCCGUCGCCCGUGUUUUCAUUCAAGGCGCGCUCGGGUUUCUGCUUUGCAUGCUCGCCUGGCCUUGGGUCUCCCUGUCAGUUGGGACGCCGAGCAGGAGCGAAGAGAGGAGGCAAGGAAGGAGCGAAGGAAGGAGUCAAGGAAGGAAGGGAGGAAGGAAGGAAGGAGGAGAGCAGCGCCUUCGCAGACGCGCAGCCCGAGCGGGAAGGAGAGCCACGGGCUCAGGAGGCUGCUGCUGGACCCCGACUGUCCCGCCAAGGAAAACACAAUGGCAGCCGAGCGGGGAGAAGAGGCUCCACGUUACCUGUGGGUUUGACCUUCUGGUAUACACACUGGCUGUUAAAGGACAUGAUUCAGACUGUCCCAGAUCCAGCAGCUCAUAUCAAGGAAGCAUUAUCAGUUGUAAGUGAAGACCAGUCUCUGUUUGAGUGUGCUUACGGAACUACCCAUCUUGCUAAGACAGAGAUGACAGCCUCCUCUUCCAGUGAAUAUGGGCAAACAUCAAAAAUGAGUCCACGUGUCCCCCAGCAAGACUGGUUAUCACAACCCCCAGCCAGAGUAACCAUAAAGAUGGAAUGCAAUCCAAAUCAAGUCAAUGGUGCCAGGAAUUCCCCUGAUAAUUGCAGUGUGGCAAAAGGAGGAAAGAUGACUAAUAGCACAGAAAAUGUUGGAAUGAAUUAUGGAAAUUAUAUGGAAGAAAAGCACAUCCCACCACCAAACAUGACCACCAAUGAACGGAGAGUUAUUGUUCCUGCAGAUCCCACACUAUGGAGCACAGACCAUGUCCGCCAGUGGUUGGAGUGGGCUGUCAAGGAAUAUGGUCUCCCAGAUGUGGAUAUCUUGUUGUUUCAGAACAUUGAUGGGAAAGAAUUGUGUAAGAUGACCAAAGAUGACUUCCAAAGGCUCACACCAAGCUAUAACGCUGACAUUCUCCUCUCACACCUACACUACCUCAGAGAGACUCCUCUUCCACAUUUGACUUCAGAUGAUGUUGAUAAGGCCUUACAAAACUCUCCACGGUUAAUGCAUGCUAGAAAUACAGGAGGUGCAGCUUUUAUGUUCCCAAAUACUUCAGUAUAUCCUGAAGCAACACAAAGAAUUACUACCAGGCCAGAUAUUCCUUAUGAACCAGCCAGGAGGUCAGCCUGGACAAGCCACAGUCACCAAGCUCCCCACUCAAAAGGUACAGCUGCUCAAGCAUCAUCUUCAACAGUACCCAAAACAGAAGACCAACGUCCUCAGUUAGAUCCCUACCAAAUUCUGGGCCCUACCAGCAGCCGUCUUGCUAAUCCAGGGAGUGGGCAGAUACAGCUAUGGCAGUUCUUGUUGGAACUCCUGUCAGAUAGCACCAAUUCCAAUUGUAUCACCUGGGAGGGCACCAAUGGGGAGUUCAAGAUGACUGACCCUGAUGAAGUAGCCCGGCGCUGGGGAGAAAGGAAGAGUAAACCCAACAUGAACUAUGACAAACUCAGCCGUGCUCUCCGUUACUACUAUGACAAAAAUAUAAUGACUAAAGUCCAUGGUAAGCGUUAUGCCUACAAGUUUGACUUCCAUGGAAUUGCUCAAGCCCUCCAGCCACAUCCUCCAGAAUCAUCUAUGUACAAAUAUCCAUCAGAUCUGCCCUACAUGAGUUCCUACCAUGCACACCCUCAGAAAAUGAACUUUGUGACUCCCCAUCCACCUGCUUUGCCAGUCACUUCCUCCAACUUUUUUGCUGGACCCACUCCAUACUGGAAUUCACCAACUGGAAGUAUCUACCCUAACACUAGACUUCCUGCCACCCAUAUGCCUUCUCACCUUGGCACUUACUACUAAAACAAGAUUAUUUUUAAAGAACCUUUCUUCGUAGAAUACAAUGAAUUAUAAUGACAUUUUAUUUGAAAACUUUUAAAAGUGCCUAAAAGACAUGCCAAAGUUGACCAGGACCAAAAAAUGUCAUAUAAAAUGUUUGUUUUUUUUAAAAAAAGGAUAAGAGCAGAAUGUUAAAGAAGUUUAACAAUGCUACUAUGUAAACUGUGUUGACUUCACAUCUACAGACCAAACAAUGAAAUACUCUUUCUGGGUUUUUUUAAAAAGGUAAUGAUUUUGUAAAAAGGGUCAGUAAGGGUUUAUAAGCUUUUAAGUCAUGUUGGUAUGCUAGUGAAAAUUGGGACUAUACAACAGUGAUAUAAGGAUAAUUAUAUUUUGAACUUGGAUACAGUACAUGACUAUAUGAAUGCAUAAAAAUACUACCUGCAGUUUUAAUCAAACAUAGAGAACAGUGUCAUAAAUAUUUGUCUAGAGCAAGACCUGAUUUUGAGUAUAAUGGUUUUAGUUGGGAUGAGCUUCAAUGCAUUCCAUAAUCAAGAGGUAUCAUCUAAUUCAAACUGUGAAGACAAUGCAAGCUAGGAUUUCUUGACAGUGUUAAAGAGCUCUGAGCCAAAUAUUGGGACUGAGAAUGUGCUAAACGGCAAGAGUAUGAUUGUAGACUAAGGGCCCCAUAUAUCAGGAGGUUCCCUAUGCAAGCCCUAUUGAAAUGAAUGGGAACUGCACAAGAGCACUAAUGUAACCCUGUGUCUGAUACAUGAGGUGGAAAGAAGUCAGAGGACAAGAAGGACAAUCAUGAAUGAAGGAGAAGACAUUUCCUGUAAAGAAGUGGGAAACCAAAACUGGACAGUGUUUGAACUAUGAAGAAUUACUUGUUUGAACUUGAGAAAUAUUGUGUUGAGUAUUAUGCCAUUUCCAGUAUUAUCAAAGAAAAGACUUGACUUUUUAAAGGCCAAAAUGGGGAAAGUAGUCAUAUCAGAGUAUGCAUCUCUUUAUAAAAAUGUAAAACUGGAAUUGUCUAAUAUUUAAAAGUAACACUUAGGACCUCAUUCUUUUAAGGGAACUUGUUUUCUACUGCUUGAAAGUAAGAGACAAUUCCCUGUUGCCAAAGUCUGAAAUCAUAUAGAUAUUUUUGGCAGGCAGCGCCAGUUUUUCUUUCCUGAGUCGCGAACGCUGUGCGUUUGUCAGAAUGAAAUAUACAAGUCAGCCUUAUUUUUUUCCUUUUUAUAUAAUAAUUAUAUAACUUAUGCAUUUAUACACUACGAGUUGAUCUCGGCCAACCAAAGAUACAGAAAGGGACAAUCAGAAAUAUUGUGGCCUUGAAUUUUAACUCUGUAUGCUUCAUGUUUACAUUAUGAACUUAACUAGUACUUAGAAAGCAGAAUGUAUGUAAUAAAAUAAGCUUGGCCUAGCACGGCAAUUCCAAUUGA
Anolis sagrei ordinatus is the source of this 3255-nucleotide messenger RNA. It is a transcript of the gene ERG, whose product is annotated as ETS transcription factor ERG. Lineage: Eukaryota; Metazoa; Chordata; Lepidosauria; Squamata; Anolidae. Gene Ontology annotation, biological process: regulation of transcription by RNA polymerase II; cell differentiation. Gene Ontology annotation, molecular function: protein binding; sequence-specific DNA binding; DNA-binding transcription factor activity, RNA polymerase II-specific. The record is from RefSeq and is a predicted model, not a curated record. Gene Ontology annotation, cellular component: nucleus.